Molecule: messenger RNA, 1005 nt
Organism: Sordaria macrospora k-hell
Lineage: Eukaryota; Fungi; Ascomycota; Sordariomycetes; Sordariales; Sordariaceae
Source: RefSeq, a predicted model, not a curated record
AUGUCUACCACAGUCAUCAACACCGACGACGACUACCUGGAGCCCACCCUCCAGUCGAUCCUCGACCAGCAGUCGCUGCGCUGGAUCUUCGUCGGCGGCAAGGGCGGUGUCGGCAAGACGACAACCUCGUGCUCUCUGGCUAUUCAGCUGGCCAAGGUCCGCCGUUCGGUCCUGCUCAUCUCGACCGACCCCGCCCACAACCUCAGCGACGCCUUCAGCCAAGCGCGUCUGAUCGAUGGCUUUACCAACCUGAGCGCUAUGGAGAUUGACCCUAACGGCAGCAUCCAGGAUCUCCUGGCUGGUCAGGGUGAGAAUGAGGGUGCUGGUGAUAUGGGUGGUGUGGGCGGCAUGAUGCAGGAUUUGGCAUUUGCGAUCCCUGGUAUUGACGAAGCCAUGUCUUUCGCCGAAGUCCUCAAGCAAGUCAAGUCGCUCUCCUACGAGACCAUCAUCUUCGACACUGCGCCCACCGGCCACACCCUUCGCUUCCUGCAGUUCCCCUCGGUCCUCGAGAAGGCGCUGGCCAAGGUUUCGCAGCUUUCCUCCCAAUACAGUCCCUUGCUCAACGGCUUCCUCGGCUCCAACGGCACGCUGCCCAACGGCCAGAACCUGAACGAGAUGAUGGAGAAGCUGGAGACGUUGCGGGCGACCAUCUCGGAGGUGAACACGCAGUUCAAGGACGCGUCCCAGACCACGUUUGUGUGCGUGUGCAUCCCCGAGUUCUUGUCGCUGUACGAGACGGAGCGCAUGAUCCAGGAGCUGGCCACCUACAGCAUCGACACCCACAGCAUCGUGGUCAACCAGCUCCUGUUCCCGAAGCCGGGUUCCGACUGCAAGCAGUGCACGGCCCGCAGGGAGAUGCAGAAGAAGUACCUGGAUCAGAUCGAGGACCUGUACGACGAUUUCAACGUUGUCAAGAUGCCGCUGCUGGUGGAGGAGGUCCGUGGUAAGGAGAGGUUGGAGAAGUUUAGCGAGAUGUUGGUCAAGCCUUUCGUGCCGCCACAAUAG